CCCCUCCCAGUGGGUUCAAUGCGGACCCUCCGGUUCAUUCGUGCGGAUGUCCGUUUGCUUCCCCUGCCCAGACUUCGGUCAGCCCCGGCCCCGGGCCUUUGAGUGGUUUCAACCUAGGGGACCCGGCACUGUGGCGCCACAGCAUCCGCCCUGCGCCUGCACCCAGCGCCUCCGUCUUCUCCCGGCGGGUGCUGCUCCACCUCGUCCCAUGUCCCAGGUGCAUACUCCUUGAGCAAGGUCUCAGGAAGAUGGCAACCUCAGAGGCUGUUGAGGAGGCCACUCCUGUCUUGUCACCCAGCAGUCUCUCGUCACCAGGGACACCUGGAGACCAGCCCCAUGUGGCACAGCUGCCCCUCCGUGGGCAUCCUCACGGCUCCCCCUGUUCCAGUCCUGAGGGGCCUUCCCAGGCAGCAGACCCGGACCUCCAAGACACAGAGGAAGUGGAGGUCAGCGGAUACACCUCGCGUGACUCUGAGUGGGAGCCUAAGAAGACUCCAGCCUCUCUCGAUUCCCACAGCCCUGGAGAUGGGCUGGCCGCAGAUGGAAGGGCACUGAGGGGCCUCCUGAAGAGUCUUCCCAGCGUGUCGAAGUGUGGGGACAGCCCUGGCCAGGAAUGCCCCCUGGAGCAGCCAGCAGCAGCCCUGCCUCCAGGGACCCCGCCCUGCCCUCAGAAAAGGGAUGCUUGGCGCGUGGUGCUCUUCCCACCGGGAGCCCAAGGGGCUGAGGACAGCACCAAGAAGGCUGCCGAGCUGGACAGGAGUUUGGGUCGCCCUCCCCGGGCCACCAAGCCUCACCGCUGCGAGGCCUGUGGGAAGAGCUUCCAGUACAAGUCUCUGCUGCUGAAGCACCAGCGCAUCCACACCGGGGAGAAGCCUUACGCCUGCCAGGCGUGCGCCAAGCGCUUCGGGAGCUGGUGGGGCUUCAUGCAGCACCAGCGCAUCCACACGGGCGAGAAGCCCUUCGAGUGCGGCCAGUGCGGCCAGGCCUUCAGCCACAGCUCCCACUUCACGCAGCACCUGCGCACCCACAACGGCGAGAAGCCCUACAAGUGCGACGAGUGCGGCCACGCCUUCAGCCAGAGCUCCAACCUGGUGCGCCACCAGCGGCUGCACACCGGCGAGAGGCCCUACGUCUGCAGCCAGUGCGGCAAGGCCUUCAUCUGGAGCUCCGUGCUCAUCGAACACCAGCGCAUCCACACGGGCGAGAAGCCCUACGAGUGCGGAGACUGCGGCAAGGCCUUCCGGGGCCGGUCACACUUCUGCCGGCACCUGCGGACUCACACCGGCGAGAAGCCCUUCGCCUGCGGCGCCUGCGGCAAGGCCUUUGGCCAGAGCUCCCAGCUCAUCCAGCACCAGCGGACGCACUCCCGCGAGUAGCUGCACACCCCAGUAAAGUCUGUCUGUGGGCAAGCCUGCGCCUCUUGGGUGAGGUGGCGGGACGAGUCCUGUGUCCAAGUAGGAUGGCUAAAGAAACUCUUGUUUUCAGCUAGGCAUCCGUCUUGAUACCCACUAGCCAUUUGUCUCUGACUCCAGUCCCGGGAAGAUAAGUUUCCAAUAACCCUGACUCAGUGACUCCACCCAGAAAUGUACAGCCAUGACCAUCUACUUGUUAUGAUAUGAUUUUGUUGGCUUCUGUAACCUGCUUAUGCAGACAUUCAAGGACUAUUUUGAGUUCUCCUUGGCUGCCCAAUCUUGGCAGAGCAGAACAGCUCCUGGCUUGCUUGUGCAGAUACUUAAGGUCUUCUUGUGGGUUUUGCUUUUAAGAAUCUUUCCCGCUCCCCCUUCACACAGCAGUCUCUAGUUUGGCUCAGAUUUUUGUCCUGCUAGCAGUUUCAAUAAAUUCAACUAAGUAUAAUCCGGAUUGAGUCUGUGGUCUUUUCCUGGGGGUCUUGAACUCCAUAACAUUUGGGGGCUCGUCCAGGGUCCCUGGAAGACCCCAGACUCAGGGCCAGGGGUUUCAGGAUAGGCUCUAAGCAGGGUGAGGCCUGGGAAAGCCUGAGACCAUGGCUGCCACAAAUUAGAGAGUCACUAGUUAGGAACAGGCCCUAGAUCGGGGCAAGCACAUUGUGGACUUGGAGGCCUAGGCUAAACCCAGACUGUGACUACUGUAAAUUUGUAAACAAAACAAGUAAAAAUUGCUGGCCAAUGCACUUUUGAAACCCAGACCAAUUAGUUCUGUUCUGGAAGUCCUGACAUCUGGGGAGAUAGAGAUCAGACAUGAUCAUAGACCCAGUCUCCAGGUACAGAGUAGGAGGCAUCCUCCUGUCUCCGGAUUUAGUAUUUAAGUGAAGAUGGCCACCAGAUGUCUGUCUGUCCGAUCUCCACUGACUGCUUGGACGUUCUGUUUUCUGGUGAGUUUCGCUGCAGACAUGGGGAACCAAACCUCGUGGCUGCUCGCCCUCCCCACAGGUUCUCACUUCUGGAGCUUCGUUUCCCAGCUCCCCUCAGGGGCUUGCUGUCUCUUGCUCAGCUUCCUCUGCCUCUAACCAUGGCUAACCACGCCUUUCCUCACCUCGCCCCAGGAGCUACCUGCUGUCUGUCCCUCUCGCUGGCUGGCUCACUGGAGCCCGCUCUUUAAAUUGCACAGGUACAAUCCAUGCCCUCCUGUUGGCCAUCCUUUCUCCCAGCUCUGCUCUGAAGGGUCUCUUUCCAGUAGCCCACACCCAGAAUCUCUGAGCCGACUUUGAUCUCUGCGCGCUUUGGUCACUGGAUUCGAUUUUGCAGGAAUUCAGGUGUCUUUGGGGUAUGGAUAAUAUUGUUUUAUGCUCUUCUACUUUAUUAAAAAGCUGGCUCUGGAGUUGGGUUAUGGCCCUCCUCUCCUGACCCAAGCAUGCCUGUUUAAAAGUUUCCUCUAAAAUCUGUCUUGGGUCAGACAGGUCUCCUGCCUCUGACAGCCCAGGAGACACUCAGUGCCUCAAAACAGCUAAAGUGACGAUUCCAAUAGGAAUUGCUGCUGUUUAUCUCACACUCCUUUCCUUGGUUUUACUUAACUCUCUCCAAAUUUUGCUAAAAUAUAAAUUAACUCAAGAUUUGUAAGACUAUUAUAUCAACUUUCUGUGCCCUAAGGUUUGUAAGUGUAUUGGGUAUGGUUAAACAUCUGUAAAGAAAACAAAAGCAACCUGAUGUCAACA
Molecule: messenger RNA, 3130 nt
Organism: Peromyscus leucopus (white-footed mouse)
Lineage: Eukaryota; Metazoa; Chordata; Mammalia; Rodentia; Cricetidae
Product: zinc finger protein GLI4-like
Exons: 4
Coding region: 249-1376 (375 amino acids)
Biological process (GO): regulation of transcription by RNA polymerase II
Molecular function (GO): DNA-binding transcription factor activity, RNA polymerase II-specific; RNA polymerase II cis-regulatory region sequence-specific DNA binding
Source: RefSeq, a predicted model, not a curated record